Molecule: messenger RNA, 2672 nt
Organism: Gadus chalcogrammus (walleye pollock)
Lineage: Eukaryota; Metazoa; Chordata; Actinopteri; Gadiformes; Gadidae
Gene: trpt1
Product: tRNA phosphotransferase 1
Exons: 7
Coding region: 213-935 (240 amino acids)
Biological process (GO): tRNA splicing, via endonucleolytic cleavage and ligation
Molecular function (GO): tRNA 2'-phosphotransferase activity
Source: RefSeq, a predicted model, not a curated record
UAGGAAGUGGUCAUAUGCCGGAAUCAAGGAUUGCACGUUUUGUUGACUGUGUUUAGGUGACUUAAACAAACUUGAAUUAUAUUGUUUAGUUGUUUAAACCAUUUUGUUGUCUAACUGCAGUUAUGGACAUUUCUGUUAUGUGGUUUUGGUUCUGGCAUUGAAUGUAGCCAAAAUUGAAUGAAGACACUUUUCUAUGUUUGAAUGUAUAACAUAUGUCAUGUGUGUCAGUAUGUGUUGGACGUUUGGAAGUGAAACCUUUUGAAAUGCAGUGUGAAAGAGGAGGAAAUAGGAGAAGAGGAUGUCGAGGUGGAGAGGACAGAGAUGUGCGCCUGUCAAAGGCCAUGUCCUAUGCUCUGCGGCAUGGAGCCGCCCAGAUGGGACUCCAGCUGAACUCAGAUGGCUUCCUAUACGUGGAAGACCUCCUGCGUCACCCCCAGUUCCACUCCUACACAUUGGACGACGUGGAGAGAGUUGUGGCCUUCGAUGAAAAGAAGCGCUACAAGCUCUCUCCCCACCCAGAGAACGGCCGUCUGCAGAUACGAGCCAAUCAGGGCCACUCGUUACAGGUGAAAGACCUGGAGCUGAGGCCGGUCCUGGCCGGCGCGGCAGACUGCCCCAGCGAGGCGGUCCACGGGUCCUACCUGAGCAAGUGGAGCUCCAUCCAGCAGCACGGCCUGAGCCGCAUGAAGCGCACCCACCUCCACCUGGCCCUUGGGCCCCCAGGGGAACAGGGCGUCACCAGUGGCAUGAGGGCUAAUUGUGACCUGGCCCUGUUCAUCAACGUCCCAAAAGCUCUGGCCGACGGUAUCCAAUUCUUCUGGUCAGAGAACGGAGUGCUACUGACCCCAGGGGACGCAGAGGGAAGACUCCUGCCCAAGUACUUCAGCCGGGCCCUCCAGCUGAGGCCCACGAGAAGCGUCUUGCCCCUGCACUAGUCUGGGAGACAAAUACCAGGAGGCUGGUGGAGGUCGCAGUACGCAGCCGACCCCGUCUGAAGACGGCAGCAGGCUCCGUCGGCUCUUUGCUCCAUAGAAAUUAUAAAAAACAAAAUGAUAAUGGAAUAUGGAUUUCCUGCUGACAAAUGUACUUUUUGUAAGUCGCUUUGGAUAAAGGUGUCAGCUAAAUGCCCUGAAUGUAAAUGGACAAUAGAUAAUGGAACAUGGCAAGAAUUAAAUUAUGUAAGAGGUCUCAUUGUAUGUCUAUCUUCAAGGAGCUUCACAUCGGUAGUUUCGAUGGGCAAAAUGAUUCUUUUCCGGGAACUAGUUCUUUCAGUUCAGUUCAGUUCACUAUAACGAUUCGUUUAUUUGAUUCGUUCGUUUUGAUUCGUUCGUUACGUCAGAUUACAUCUUAAAAAAAAUUAAAAAUAAAAAAAUAAAAAUUAUAAUUUGUUUUUAUUUAAUUGGUCGUUGGUCCGGAUAGGACCGUCAAGGCCGCAGUCCGCCGUUUGGAGGUGCCUGCUAUGUAGUAUGUCGAACGUCCCACCAAUAUUUAUACCACUUGCUUACUCUCUAUAUUUCAUUCAUGGUUUUACAUUUAUAAUUUUAUUUUACUUUACAUUUAAUUCUUCAUUGUUCAGGCAUUACAGAACUUGCAUGGUCAUAAAUAAAAAAUACGAACUGCAGUUUAAUUUCUUUGUUUGUUCUUAAAUUGACGUAGAAUGGAGCAAAGACUCCUGGGAUUGGGAAAUGUGUUUAUCCAAUAAACAGAUGGAGGUCAAGUCUAUUUUCGAAAAAAUGUAGGGGGAUAUAUGAGUCGAAUGGUAUGACCCAAGAUACGUCAGAGAGAGUAAGCGCGCAUAUUCGACGGUACCGCCUUGUCAUUGGUUUACCCAGGUGCCAUUCCAACACCAUUGCUACCUCUCAUUGGCUGAAUCUUUGAGGAAGUUGUAGACUCAAUCAAUAUAAGUCGCGGGGAGACGGAGCUCUGUUCGUUUGUAUAUUUUAUUUACGUGACCAUAUGUUUGGUUGAUGUUAAAAAAAAAAGAAUCAAAGAACCAGUUCUUCUUGUUUUGGGGAACCAGUUCUUGUCGUUCACGUUCGGGAUUCGUUCUUUGUAACGAAUCAGUCGCGACCGACACAUCCCGUUUGGGUUUAAAACGUAACUUUGUCUAUGUUUGUCUACUUUAAAAUCGUUAACCCUGACGGGCGAUUAAUCCUAACCCAUAACCCUAAGCCUUUGUCUGUGUUCGCCAAAGAGAGAAAACAUAUCUUUAUGUUGAUGUGAUCAACAUUGAGGGAGAAUGGCUGUUGGAAGCCCGUACUAUAGUGGCACUAAUGUGGCCGACUAUUGUCAAAGAAACACACUCAAUGACAUGAGGCCAGAGUGUAAGGGACAGAAAGACAGAUGAACACAGAGGAUGUUUACCAGAUAUGGGGCAGGCGGACAUUGUGGGUUUAUUCGCUAACAGACUGCCACAACUGUUACUCCAAGAUACAGCGUGGCCAGGAAGAUAGUGGAUAACAACCUCCUCAAAGCUUCCUGUAAUAAACCACCCGAAACUGGGGCUGUGAAUAACAAAGUGACUGCCUUAAUUAUUUAUUAAAGGAGAAUGACUGGUACAAUGAUUGCGUUUAAUAAGCAUAGGUUUGGACUCAUCCACUGAUGAGAUCAAAUGUGGGAAAAAUUCUUCAACAAAGAUAUCAGUUGUAUUUCAAACCCAGUAUUUCGCACAG